CUUAAACCACAAUCCGAAUUAGUGUUUUAAUAUUAGUUUAGGGUUCCUACACAGCAAGCUCUUCAAACCCUCCCAGAGGUCUAAGGUUCCAUAGAGCUUUUACCCUUAUUUCCUCUAAGCGCUCAGUUUUGCUCUGCUACUCUCCAUUAUUCAUGUCCAAUUAUCUGGCAUCUCAGCAAUUGAUGGCACAGCUUGAACCCAUUUCCGGCAAGAUGUCCAUGGGAUUUGGGAUUGAUGAAUCUUUACAGCAGCAGAUACCAUCGAAUAUGGCGAUAGAUCAGAUGGGAUCCAUGCCUAAUAAUCGUGAGUCUCAGUUACCGUCAAUAUCAAAUCAACAAGUUGGAUAUGUUGAGUCCCAAGCUUAUACUCAGCUACCACAGCAGUAUUUAAUGUCUAAUAAGCCAGUGGGAGAAAUGAUUCCCACCGUGUUGGAUAGCAUGAGACAACAUCAAUUACCAACUUUGAAUAAGCGUAAGGAGCUGAUGGAACCAAUUGCCCCGAGUUCUCUUCCAAAGAAGUUAUCACUGCCAAACAAACAAGUGGCACAUAUGGAACACAGGCCAUGGUUGCAACCAUUAUCUGUUCCUAGUAAAAGACCUUUUCAAAUGCAAUCUGUUUCUAGCUCACUGGGAUCAGAACCUUCUCUGGCAUCAAAUAAGAGAUCAGUUCCAAGCAAAGUUGGGUCAUCAGCUUCAAGGAAUCAACCUGCACCUAUACGGCCAUCAUCAAAGGUUCAGACUGAGUCAUUUCAAUCUGUGAGGUCCAAGAUGCGGGAAUCUUUAGUUGGUGCCCUGGCAUUGGUUUCUCAGCUGCAAAGUGAAAAUGCAAUGGUGGAGAAGAACUCUGGGAAGACAGAAGUGGGUUCUCACCCAUUUGAUUCCGGUUCUGGCAAGUCUGAUGCUGUCCACACUUUAUCUGCAGAACCUCAGGGGAUAUUGCUUCCCAACCGACAUGGUGGUACUGUCGGAAAUAAUAGUGAAGGUACACAAGUUGUGCAAUGCAAUGAGCUGCAAUUUCAAUCCAGCAAUCUUUUACCUGAUGAGGAUGUUCAAUUUACUGACAACUUAUUUGCAAGAGAUGAACUUUUGCAGGGAAAUGGCCUUUCUUGGGUAUUAGAACCCCAAUUGAAGGUGGGAAAAGAUGGUUUAAAACAAUCAUUACAGUCUCCACAAGAGUUGGCAUAUCAAAUUGAAGCAGAACUCUUUAAAUUAUUUGGAGGUGUGAAUAAAAAGUAUAAGGAGAAGGGCAGGUCUCUUUUGUUUAACUUAAAGGAUCGUAAUAACCCUGAACUCAGAGAAAGAGUUGUGUCUGGUAAAAUUACCCCACACAGGCUUUGUUCUAUGAGUGCUGAGGAACUGGCUUCUAAAGAGCUUUCAGAGUGGCGGCAAGCAAAAGCAGAAGAGUUCGCUCAAAUGGUAGUUUUGCCAGAUGUAGAAGUUGAUAUUAGACGUCUAGUAAGGAAAACACAUAAGGGUGAGUUUCAAGUGGAGGUUGAACAAACUGAUAGUGCUUCAGUAGAAGUAUCUGCUGGAACUUCAACUAUUCGGCGACCAAAAACUGAGGCAAAAAAAACUCCUAGAACCAUUAAAACUGUUGGAAAGAAAGAUGAAUCAGAUACUGGAAGUGAAAAGAGUAAUCUAGAGGACCCAAAUCUUACCAUUACCAUUCCUUCAAGCAAGGGACCUGAUCCAAUGCAAGGGUUGAUGGGAGAAGAUGAAAUCAAGAAUGUGGAUUUUUUGCCUCCAAUUGUUUCCCUUGACGAGUUUAUGCAAUCUCUUGGUUCAGAGCCACCGUUUGAGAAUUUACCUGAUGAGGCUGGAAAAGUAACAGCAAUUUCUGCUAAGGAUGACUCAGAAGCUGGGUCUGACUCAAAGUCUUUUGGUCGAGCUUCACAAGUUCCUGAGAAGACAAUGCCUGAUAAACCUGGAACUAGUGAUGCAAGCAAUGUGAAAUCAGUUUCAGAUGUUAAGCUGAAUGACAUUCCUGCAAAAACAGAAACUAUAGUUUCUACAACCACUUCGAAGGGUGAACGUGUCUGGGAAGGGAUGCUCCAGCUAAACCUCUCAACCACGACCUCUGUUAUUUGUACUUUUAAAAGCGGUGAAAAAACCUCUACGAAGGAGUGGCCUAGCAUUCUUGAAAUCAAAGGCAGAGUCAGACUUGAAGCGUUCGAGAAGUUCCUCCAAGAGCUUCCAUUGUCUCGGAGUCGUGCUGUUAUGGUUAUUCAUAUUGUUUGCAAGGAGGGAUCGUCUGAGAGCGAACGGCAGAGCCUGGUCGAGACAGCUGAUUCAUAUAUUUCAGACGGGAGAGCUGGUCUUGCCGAGCCUGCUUCCGGGGUCGAACUUUAUUGUUGCCCACCCCAUGCAAAAACACUUGAAAUGCUCACCAAGGUACUUUCAAAGGACCAAAUUCAAGCUCUUAAUGCGUUAGAUAAUGGUCUAAUUGGUGUUGUUGUAUGGAGAAGAACUCAAUUAACAUCACCGAACUCAACAUCACACCAUAAACACAUCUCGAAAAAGCAACACUUCACUUCUCAAAAAAGCAACACUGACAUUGAUUCUAACUCUUCGUCGGUGCUGCCGCCGAUGUCUUCUCAUGGCGGACUUCCUCAUUUCGAACCUCCUCCUGAUGAUGAGGGUGACGAUAUUCCACCGGGAUUUGGCCCUGGGACAAUGUCCCGGGACGAAGAUGACCUACCCGAGUUUAAUUUCUCUAGUGGCCCGAACACAAACCCGUCGGGGCCACAAUACCCUGCCAGGUACCAAUCCCAAGCCUCUCGUUUACACGCUCAAACAUCAUCUCGUCCUGUUGAUCAAAUGAGAGAGCUCAUACAAAAGUAUGGGCAACCAACUACUAAUACUCCUCUAAGGGUUCCACUGCAACAGUGGAACGAUAAUGAUGAUGACGAGGACGACGAUAUACCGGAAUGGCAGCCAGCAUCCCAACAACAACCCCUACCACCCCAAGUCAAUAGAUUUCAACAGCCAAUGCAAGUUCCGGAUCAACAAAAUACUGCUCAGCCAUGGCAGCAACAGCAACAAGGGAAUUGGUGGGUUCCUCCACCUGGUUCACAAGGCGAACAAUUUGGUAAUGGAAGUCAAUACUAUGGGCAAAAUGUAAGAACUGGACAGCCUCUUUGGCGAAAAGAUGUUUCUGACAAUAGAGGGUUUUAGUUUCGAACUUUUGUACAUACAGGCGUUUAUGUUUUUUUAUCGUAGUUUUAUUCUAGCUUUUUGUAAUCUUUGAUGAAAAUUUUGUUUCGUUGGUUUUUCUUUCUUUCUUUUUUUUUGGUUUUAUUAACUGUAGUUCUUGUUGAAGCAAAGAGAUCUAAGUUAAUUUAAAUAUUUUUAUUUUUGUAAUUUAGAAAAUAACUAUUUAUACAUUGACUAUUUAUUCGCAUUUACUAUUAUUUUAUUUUUAAAAA
This is a messenger RNA of Gossypium raimondii (Peruvian cotton), 3424 nucleotides long. RefSeq lists its product as uncharacterized. NCBI's taxonomy places the organism in Eukaryota, Viridiplantae, Streptophyta, Magnoliopsida, Malvales, Malvaceae. The record is from RefSeq and is a predicted model, not a curated record. The coding region runs from base 153 to 3173 and encodes 1006 amino acids. Gene Ontology annotation, cellular component: nucleus. The transcript is spliced from 5 exons. Gene Ontology annotation, biological process: DNA-templated transcription.